Molecule: messenger RNA, 1073 nt
Organism: Hipposideros armiger (great roundleaf bat)
Lineage: Eukaryota; Metazoa; Chordata; Mammalia; Chiroptera; Hipposideridae
Gene: TNNT3
Product: troponin T3, fast skeletal type
Exons: 18
Coding region: 94-900 (268 amino acids)
Biological process (GO): skeletal muscle contraction; sarcomere organization; regulation of muscle contraction
Cellular component (GO): troponin complex
Molecular function (GO): troponin C binding; tropomyosin binding; troponin I binding
Source: RefSeq, a predicted model, not a curated record
GGCGUGAGGCCGUGCGGGCACUGCCUGAGACGGUCCUGUCCACAGGGAGCUCCAGCCCUUCUUCCAGACUCGGCCACAGAAACAGCCCACACCAUGUCUGACGAGGAAGUUGAACAGGUGGAGGAACAGUACGAGGAGGAAGAGGAAGCCCAGGAGGAAGAAGUCCAUGAGCAAGCUCCAGAACCAGAGGAGGUCCAAGAAGAAGUCGCAGAGGAAGGACGGGAGGAAGAGGAAGAGGAGAAGCCAAGACCCAAACUCACUGCUCCUAAGAUCCCGGAAGGGGAGAAAGUAGACUUCGAUGACAUCCAGAAGAAGCGCCAGAACAAGGACCUCAUGGAGCUGCAGGCCCUCAUCGACAGCCACUUCGAGGCUCGCAAGAAGGAGGAAGAGGAGCUGAUCGCGCUCAAGGAGAGAAUCGAGAAGCGCCGCGCGGAGAGAGCGGAACAGCAGAGGAUCCGCGCCGAGAAGGAGCGGGAGCGCCAGAACCGACUGGCGGAGGAGAAAGCCCGGAGGGAGGAGGAGGACGCGAAGCGGAGGGCUGAGGACGACCUCAAGAAGAAGAAGGCUCUGUCCUCCAUGGGCGCUACCUACAGCAGCUACCUGGCCAAGGCCGACCAGAAGAGAGGCAAAAAGCAGACAGCGCGGGAGAUGAAGAAGAAGAUUCUAGCUGAGAGACGCAAGCCACUCAACAUCGACCAUCUCAGUGAGGACAAGCUGAGGGAAAAGGCCAAGGAGCUGUGGGACACCCUGUACCAACUGGAGACGGACAAGUUUGAGUUUGGGGAGAAGUUGAAACGCCAGCGAUACGACAUCACCAACCUCAGGAGCCGUAUUGACCAGGCCCAGAAGCACAGCAAGAAGGCCGGGGCGAAGGGCAAGGUUGGCGGGCGCUGGAAGUAAAGCAGCUGGGAAGGCCCCCCGAGGCAGAGACCCUGGGCACGUGAAGUCCACAUGGCGGUGUCUGGCCCCCAGGCCUGGGGGCAGAGGGCCCACUCCCGAGCACCCCCCAUGUCUCUGUUCUAACUGCCCCCACCUCCUGGGGUCUGUGAAUAAAACUACCAGACUCCCCUCCA